This is a messenger RNA of Sesamum indicum (sesame), 675 nucleotides long. The record is from RefSeq and is a predicted model, not a curated record. NCBI's taxonomy places the organism in Eukaryota, Viridiplantae, Streptophyta, Magnoliopsida, Lamiales, Pedaliaceae.
AUGAUCCGGCUCGAAAACUCAGCUUCUUUCCAAGCCAGCGAUCUGCUCUGCGAAAUCUGUGUUGAUGAAGAGAAAGAACUUCAAAGACAAAAAGAACUGGUGAAGAGAGUGCUGGUCCGAGUGCCUCAUCAUUCAUCUCACAAAUUAGAACUAAUUGACUCAAUUCAACGCCUUGGUGUGAGCUAUCAUUUUGAAGAAGAAAUCGGCAAAUCCUUACAGUACAUGCAUGACACUUACUUAGAGUGCUGUAACAAGGACAAUGAUCUUCGUACUGUUGCUCUUCGUUUUCGUUUACUUAGACAACAAGGUUACCGUGUGUCCUGUGACAUGUUCAACAAAUUCAUAGAUGCUCAAGGAAAUUUUAAAGAGUCGAUAAUGAAAGAUGUGGAAGGAAUUUUAGAGUUAUAUGAAGCAGCAUAUUUUGAAGUGGACGAGGAGGACGUUCUUGACAAAGCACUGCACUUCUCUUCCUCUCAUCUCGAGUCAUUGGCGCCCGACAUAACCAGCUCUCGUUCUGCACUAGUUAACGAAGCCCUCAAGCUCCCUAUUCGCAAGAAUUUGACCAGAUUGGGAACCAAAAAAUUCAUUUCUGUGUAUCAAGAAGAUGAAUCACACAACCAAAUAUUAUUGAAUUUUGCGAAAUUGGACUUCAAUAUAGUACAGAAAAUACACUAG